This is a messenger RNA of Myiozetetes cayanensis, 6550 nucleotides long. RefSeq names its product SH3 domain binding kinase 1 (gene SBK1). The transcript has 4 exons. Gene Ontology annotation, biological process: peptidyl-threonine phosphorylation; peptidyl-serine phosphorylation. The record is from RefSeq and is a predicted model, not a curated record. The coding region runs from base 3499 to 4710 and encodes 403 amino acids. NCBI's taxonomy places the organism in Eukaryota, Metazoa, Chordata, Aves, Passeriformes, Tyrannidae. Gene Ontology annotation, molecular function: protein serine/threonine kinase activity; ATP binding.
GCGCCGCUGGGGCCGUGCCAUGGUGGGGCAUGGCAUGGGAGCAGGGCACCGAGCCGGGCUGGGGGACAGAGCCUGGCAUGGGCCAUGCCAGAGUUUCCUUUGGAGCAGGUGCAUCCUCUCCUGGCCGGAGGAGUCCAGAGCCCCGUUCUGUGCCGUGCAGUGCCGGGAGAGGCUGCGGUGCACGGCACGUGUGUACAUCUGGCAUGUGCUUCCCUUGCCAGGGGAACCCAGUGGGCACCCUGUGCCAUGCCAUGGCAUGCUGGUGUGCUCAUGGGAGCGGGCCUGUGGGCAGCGAUGUGCAUUCCAGAGCUAUCCCGAAUCCCUCCUGGAGCCAUCCCACCCACUCCUGCCCACCUGAGCAGGGUCCCUGGCCAGUCUCUCCUCUUCCCUGGCUGCCUGGGGCCAGGGGCCCAGAGCAGUUCGAGGGUCCCCAAGGACAACCACGAGGCUCCCCACGGCCCGUCCCUCUCGGCAGCAGCAGCACCAGCAUUCGCCUCCCCCUUCCCCAAAACCUCCUCUCCCAUCGGCGCUGCUGAGCGGCAGCCAAGGAGAAUGUGCCGGUGCUGAAAUUAGCCGGGCAGCCGGCGAGGAUGCGAGGUGUGAACGCUGGCACAUGUUGUGCCCAACUGCUCCUCUGUGGCACUGAGCCACUGCCGCCUCCUGUCCCACGCCUUCAUGCCCAGAGCACAGCUCCCACCUGCUCCAGCCCGGAGCCUCCCAGGCACUGGCUGCCCAUGGUGAGGGGCUGGGGGGCGGCUCAGGGCCAUUGGGCUGUGGGUGUGGGACAAUCCAGUCCUUCCUCACGGUGUGCACGGAGUUGUAGGAAUCGUUUUGGUGUAAAUCCUGGGGUUUUGGAGCCUUGGUUCCCAUGAGUCACUGCCCAGGCUGGGGGGAUAGGGAGACCAGGGAUUGAGACGGGCCUUGGGUGUGGGUGCUGCUGGCUGAGGGAUGCACAGAAUUCCCAGGGCUCCCACCCCAUAGCCCAGCCUGGGGCUGGAGCUGACCGGCAGCAUCCAGAUUGUGCUGGGUCACAGGUGUCACGAGUUUGUUGUUCUCAGCCACAGAGGGAGCACCCAGGGUGGCAGUGUGGUAGCCCAGAAUCCUGAAUGGUGGCCACAGGGACCACCCCUCCUUGCACAGGGGGAUGGAGAAGGAGGAACAUCCUUGGCUUGUGCCUGUCCUGCCCUGCUCCAAGGUGGGGCUACGCUGGGGGAGCCCCUGUGUCUGAACAACCCCCUGGUUGUCACCAGUCUGUCCCUGAGCCUGUCUGCAUCCCGUGGCGACACGGCUGUCAUUGCAUGUCACCCCUUGGGUGACCAAGAGGUGCGCUCAGGGGGUGCUCCCCGGUCUCGCCACCUGCACCAGGGGCAGUAAGUGCGCCCCACGCACGGGUGCUGUGGCAGCAUCUGUGUCCCCCGUCCCUGUCCCCACCCAUGUGUGUCCUCCCAUGCCUGUCCCACCCCCGUAUCUGUCCCCCCGUGCCUGUCCCCGCAGCCUCUAGAUGGUGCCAGGAGAACAGUCUGCGAGCGGAGGCGGCCGGCGCCGUGCGGUGCCGGAUGGUGCUGGGUACCGGGGUGCCGAGGUGUCGGGGUGCCAGGACAGACCCCUUGGCUCUCCCCGUGCCCCCCGGUUCAGUCCCUCCCUCUCCCCGAAGAAACACGUCCUGCCUCUUUUCCCGGGAAACCCAUCCCAAAGAACCCCCUUCUGUUGCCCUCCCGCUGCGCAGCCAUCACUGGGCUCCAGAGUCAACACCAUUCCCAAGCUCCCGGCCAGUGCGGCCGGCGCUGCAGGUCCUGACCCAGCCUGUGCUGGGGGACCAGCCCGCAGGAUGCUGUGCCCCCCGCCCGCCUGCUGGGGUCCAUCUCAUGUCCCCCGGGAGCACGGCCGGGCCCUGGCGCUCUGAGGAGAGGGACAUCACCCCAAGGGCCGCGGGCGGGGGCUUGGCGUGUGCCCACCACGCAGCUGCGCUGCCCCCCAGCUCCUGGGUCGUGUCCCUUCCGUGACCUUGAGAGCAGCCGCUGGGAAUCUCAUCCCGGCUGCCACCACGCGGGAUGGCAACACACGCGUGGGGGGAACACCGAGGUGGGGGGCACUGAGCCCCCCGUCCAGAGUCCGGGAACAAGCUCCCAUCACUCCCCUUUACCCUGGAAUUCCCCGUGGAUGGGCGCUGUCCCCAGGGACGGAGUGGGCACCCAGAGCCCCCGACAUGGGUGCUGCACCCCGGGCUGGCGGGGUGGGGGGUGUUCGGCCCCCAGCCGGGACACGCCGGAGCCCCCCGGGACCAGCGAGUCCCCUUGGCCGAGCUGCGGCUCCCGGCGUGCUCCGCUGCCGCGGCCGCCUCCCUGCUUCCCUCCCUCUCCUGCUUCCCAGCAUCCCCGCAGCAAACCCGGCAGGUUUUAGCUCGUGUCACCGGUGCGUGACAGGCUGCGGGUGGCAGGCUGUGGGGGGCUCAGCCCCUCGGCUUCUGCUCUGACCAAGCGACGCCGAAGGGACAGCCGACUUUCUCGCUGAAUUCCGAGGGGGUUUGGCUCGCUGAAAAAAAUUUGGGCUUUCCAGGUCAUUUCCCACCACCCACCCUGUCCAAGCACAUCCCAUGGCACAAUUCCCUUUCUGAGCAGAAAUCCCAGGGACACUCGUUGUCCCUCGGGGAGCUGGGGGGAUCUUCGCGCGGUUUGGGAUUGUACGAGGUGAUAAACACAUUUGAUCUGGUUCCUUUCAUCUCGUUAAUCUUAAUUAGUUAUUAAUAUUCUGGGAGUGCUUUGAAGGCCACAAGCUCGAUGCAAACGCUCCCUGGUACUACUGGUGUUACUAUUACUCAGUGUGUGUGUGACCCACAUGCUGGCACGGGCACGGGCUGCAGCCUGGAAGCCACAAAGGGAGCUGACAAGCCCCAGGGAGCUCCACGGAGUCCCACGGAGCCACAGGGUGCCCUCUGGAGUCCUGCUGAGCCCCACGGAGGCCCCUUAAGCCCUAUGGAACCCCAGAGAUCCCUGCAGAACUCCACAGAGUGGUGGUGAUAAGCCAAUGGAGCCCCAUGGAAUGUUCCACAGAGCCCUGCUGAGCCCCACCAAGCCCCAUGGAGGCCUCCCAAGCCCCACAGAGCCCCACGGAGUCCCACAGAGGGAGCCCUGCCAGGCCCAGUUGGUCCCUCACUGGCAGCUCGGGCUCUGUGUACCUGAGCACAGCACAGCCCCAUCCUCAGCACUGGGGUGGUGACACUGUGAGGUGAUCCAUGUGUAGGACCUGUGACACCAUCCCCGCAGCCCGCCGUGGUCCCUGGGCUGGCUCCCUGGGCACUGGCACCUCCCACCUGACCUAGAAACAGCCCUGAGCUAUAAAUAGGGCGGGAGCCAAAGGAGAGCUCAGAGGAGCAGCCUGGAAUGCUGCAAGCGGGAGGCUGCGGGAGCUGGAAUGGCAUGGCAAGGACAGGCAGGGGACACAGGGUGACAUGGGACUCGGGAAGGGGCGAGGCUGGCCCCACUCCACCCCUAGCAGCCCAUGGAGUGGAGUGUGCAAGGAAGCGCAACCAUGAGCGCGGGUUCGAUUGAGCAGGAGCCGUCGCGCAAGCUGGCCUGCUGCGGGGUGCCCCUCAUCACCGAGGACAUGCAGUCCCUGGCCAUCCGCACCCUCUCAGGCACCGACAUCAGCAAGCACUACGACCUCAUCCGCGAGCUCGGCAAGGGCACCUACGGCAAGGUGGACCUGGUGUCCCACAAAAGCACAGGCACCAAGAUGGCCCUGAAGUUCGUCAACAAGAGCAAGACGAAGCUGAAGAACUUCCUGCGGGAGUUCAGCAUCACCAACACGCUCUCUUCCAGCCCCUUCAUCAUCAAGGUCUUUGACGUGGUCUUCGAGACCGAGGACUGCUACGUCUUCGCUCAGGAGUACGCCCCCGGCGGGGACCUCUUCGACAUCAUCCCGCCACAGGUGGGGCUCCCCGAGGAGCUGGUGAAGCGCUGCGUGCAGCAGCUGGGCCUGGCCCUCGACUACAUGCACAGCAAGAGCCUGGUGCACCGGGACAUCAAGCCGGAGAACGUCCUGCUCUUCGACCGCGACUGCCGCCGCGUCAAACUGGCCGACUUCGGCAUGACCCGCAAGGUGGGCUGCCGGGUCAAGCGCAUCAGUGGCACCAUCCCCUACACGGCGCCCGAGGUGUGCCAGGCCGGCCGGGCCGAGGGCUUUGCUGUGGACACCAGCAUCGACGUCUGGGCUUUUGGGGUGCUCAUCUUCUGCGUCCUCACCGGGAACUUCCCCUGGGAGGCGGCGGUGGCAUCCGACGCCUUCUUCGAGGAGUUUGUGCGGUGGCAGAAGGGGCGGCUGGGGGGGCUGCCCUCGCAGUGGCGGCGCUUCACGGACAGCGCCCUGCGCAUGUUCCAGCGCCUGCUGGCCCUCGACCCCGAGAAGCGCUGCCCCGUCAAGGAGGUUUUCUACUUCAUCAAGUGCGACCUGAUGGCCGAGGUGCGGUGCCGACCCUCCUACCGCUCCCGCAAGCACACCAGGGACAAGCUCCCGGCCGGCGCCCACUGCCACGAGGCCGCCGGCUCCUGCACCCCUGCCCCGCUCAAGAGGACCGUCCUGACGGAAGGGAGCGGAGCGCGUGGCCCCGAGUCCGGCGCGGCCGCCCCGGGGACGGCGAGCAGGACAGAUGGACGGCAGGACAAAGGCAAAGGGCAGAUGGUCCUGGCCACAGCAAUAGAGAUCUGCGUCUGACGGCGCCGCACGACCCGUCCUGUCCCCCCGCCCCGCCAACAGGGGUGGGAGGAGCUGCUCGUGGUGGAGGCACGAGCCGGGACCGGGCUCUGGGUCUCCCAAAGCAAAAAAAAAAAAAAAAAGGAAAAGAAACACAAACAAAGAGGAAAAGGACAGAACUGGUUGCGCUCCGUAGCGCCGAGGAUGCCAAUCCCCCCGCCCCGCCUGGGUGAGGCCGGCAGCGGGAGCCCAGCCCAGGGCACCAGGGAGGACAGGGGUGCCCACGGUCCUGCCAUGGCCACGCUGCCCCUCCAAGGCUUCCCACAGGGUGGCAUGGGGAGAGGUCUCCCAGUACGGGGAGGAAGAGUCGGGAGGGCAGUGGAUGGGAGGUCCGGGGCAGGCAGUGCCCACUGGCCCUCCCCCACCCUGUGCUUGAUCCCCGGGCUGGGAUUGGGAAGGCCAAUGACCCCACACCAUGGAGGAGGCCUUUGGGGAGGUUUGGGUGGGUGAUGAUUUGUCCCCUUCCACCAAUCCCUGCCCCACUGGUGGGGACCGGGAAGGGAUGAGGAGAUGGGCACCGGGCUGGUGAUGGGGAGCUGGGGGGGUUUCAGGCAGCCCAGGACCCCUGGCAACCCCGGCUGCCUCCCUGUGCUGGGAGGUGCUGGCAGCCAUCGAUGUAGCAAGUGUCCCUGUCUGUGUGUCAUUGUGUGUCCCACCACUGCCACUGGCAGCCUCUGUCCCCCCUGCCCUGCCCCACAUGGCCCCAGACCCCACUGGAGGGACAGGUCCCUCCAGCCGGGAGCUGUGCUCCGGGCUGUGGCCCACGGCCACGGCGCCAUCCAGCAGGUUGGAUGCUCAGGGCCAAGCUGGCAGUGCUGUAGUGGCAUCUCUUUGUCCCCUCUGCAGACUCUGUGUCCCCAGGGACUGGAAGAGGUGGCAGCAGUGCAGCCCCAGGCUGGCCUGCACGCCCCAGGAGGAGGGGAGGGGGCUCUGAGCAGCCUCUGGAGGGCCAGCCUGGUUCCCUGUGCUCAUCCCAUCACCCCUCCUUGCUGUCACCCCUUCCCCAAACUCUGUCACCCUCCCCUGGGGCUGGCGGGGAGGAGGCGGUGGGAUGGAUCCCCGGGGCUGGCUGCAGCGAGGCAGGGGGUGGUGGCAGGAGCCACUGGUGGUCCCUUAGUGAAAAGGUCACGGGGGUGUGUGGGGGACACCACUCCCCUCGUGGUUUUGGGCACCCAGUGAAGUUGGGGGGCUCACCUGGAGAGGGUGGGGGGCACCCCACGGCGGCAGCACUCUGGUGUGGUUUGGGCUUCCCUCCCAUCGGGUGGGCGCCGCGGGGACCCUCAGUGCCCCCCGGCGCCGCAAUCCCCGCACAAAGGGCUAUCCCGCUAUUCAGCAGCAGCAGCAGCAGCAGUUUACAGAGCACGGGCGGACCCCCCGCCCCCGCUGCUGCCCCCAGGGCCCCUCCGCCCCCGCCCGCGGUGCCGGGCCCCGGGCGGCCUUAGAAGUAGCAUUGCCCCUAAGUAGAGACGCUCUAGGCACCGGUUUUUUCUCCUUUUUGCCUUAGGUCCCUCGAUGUCCUCAAUCUUUCGUGCAAUAAUGUAGAUAAGGGAUCCCGGCCGCCCCGGGAGGGCUCGGCGGCGCCUCUCGGGGGGGGCUCGGGGGCACCUCCCAGGGGAUUUGUCCUAGGGGGGGUGCCCCGUGUGAUUUCUGUCCCCGUCGAGGUCGCUGUGUCGGUAGGUUGUCGGGUUUUUAUUUCCAGUUCCCUCAGCUGUCGGGUUUCAGUCCUUCUUCCCGUAGGAGAGGCUGUAGUGUCACAGACGUUACCUCAGUUUGUCACUGUUGAAAAGGAUUUAAAAAACAA